UCCCAAAAAAAAAAGAAAAGAAAAGAAAAAGAGCACCAAAUUUCACCUCUCAAAAAGCACUUCCCGCCAUUUCUCUUAGCUCCUCCGAAAUGGGGUAAACAAAACUGAGAAAUUAGGGCUAAACAGCAAUCUUAGCUGAAACCCAUUUCUCAAAAUUACUGAAAUUCUCGAAAACCCAAUUGAAUUCACUAGAGAAUAUGGGUAUACAAGGCCUUUUGCCCCUUUUGAAAUCGAUAAUGUUACCAAUAAACAUCAAAGACUUGAAUGGCUGCAGUGUUGCUGUUGAUACAUAUUCAUGGCUGCAUAAAGGUGCCCUUUCUUGCAGCAAAGAGCUCUGUAAAGGGAUUCCUACUACCAAGCAUAUUGAUUAUUGCAUGCACAGAGUGAAUUUGUUGCGCCAUCAUGGUGUCAAACCUAUUCUCGUGUUUGAUGGAGGUCCCUUACCAAUGAAGAUUGAACAGGAGAACAAGCGGGGAAGGUCUAGAAAGGAAAACCUUUCUCGUGCAAUAGAGCAUGAAAAUAAUGGAAAUAUGACUGCUGCUUAUGAGUGCUAUCAGAAGGCUGUUGAUAUAUCACCUUCAGUGGCUCACGAUCUAAUACAGGUCCUAAAGCGGGAAAAUGUAUGUUAUGUAGUGGCUCCUUAUGAAGCAGAUGCCCAAAUGACCUUUUUGGCCAUCAGCAAACAGGUUGAUGCUGUUAUAACUGAGGACUCAGAUUUAAUAGCAUUUGGUUGUCCUAGGAUCAUUUACAAAAUGGAUAAGUUUGGGCAAGGUCUUGAGUUUCGGUACUCCAAGCUGGAACAAAAUAAGGAACUGAGUUUAACAGGUUUCACAAAGCAGAUGCUUCUUGAGAUGUGCAUCUUGAGUGGUUGUGACUAUUUGCAGUCCUUGCCUGGAAUGGGGCUCAAAAAAGCUCAUGCACUUAUAAAAAAGUUCAAAAGUUAUGACAAAGUCAUUAAGCACUUGAGGUACAAUACUGCUGCAGUUUCUCCUAUGUAUGAAGAAUCUUUCAGAAAAGCAAUUAUGACCUUCCAGCAUCAACGAGUUUAUGAUCUCAUGACUGAAGAUCUAGUUCAUUUGUCCGAGCUCUCUGAUCUUGGUAGUCAAGAUCUAGAUUUCCUAGGCCCGCUGAUACCUACAGAAGUAGCUCAAGGAAUAGCAAAAGGUGACAUUGAUCCUUUCACUAUGAUGCCAUUUCAGAAAGAAUGCAACACCGCUGAACUGGUGGAUAGCAGAAGUUAUGAACUGAAUGACUUCAAAGUGGAAGGUGAAAGGAGGAAGCUUGAUUUGCCUGCACAGAAAAAUCUCCUAACCAACUACUUCUGCACUGCUUCUCUUGAAGCAAAACAGAAAUUUAGGGCCCCAAGGACUAGCCCUAUCCUUCCGAAUUCAGAGGUUGGAGUUUCAAGCGCUUGGGCAGACAGUAGAAAGGGAGCCGAUUCGUAUAAAUUCGGGAGCUUGUCAAUGUCCUCCCCUGAUCCUCUGGUGGAUGAUGAUAUUCACUUGAAAGCUUCCAUGUGUUUGGAGUCAAAAUGUCAAGGAAUUCUGUUAGAGGAAGAAAUUGAAAAUGGCCUAGGACUACAAUCUGUUCCACUACAGCAUUCAAUAUGUAAACCCUGCAUCACAUUGCAUAAGGAGCAUGCUCUGGAUUUAAGUGAGAACAAGAUACGAGCAACAAAAAAAAAAGUGAUAGUGAGGAGCAGCUAUUUUUUGAAGAAUAACAAGAAGGAAGAUAUUCAAGAUGAUAAGAGUGAGAUAAAUGUGGUUGCCAAUGAUAAAUCUCAUAGCAGCAUUCGGGAGAAUGAUUAUGAUUCUAUGUCAGAUGCAAUGAACGGAGCAGUCGUAGCAGCAGUUAAAAUUGCCAUUCCACAAAGUUCAUUUUUUCUGUCCAAUUUAUCUGCCCAAAAUGUUCCUGGAGGUGAUGCUGAACAGAAAGAGAACAAAAGAGGAAUAGUUAGGAGUUCUUAUUUUCAGAAGAACUUGGCAAAUGAAAAUUCUCAGGGCAACUUGGAUGUUGCAGCUGAGAUGGCUUCAGGAGAUGACUGCUCUGAAAGGAGAUUAAAGAAAAGGAAGGUUACCUUCAUUGACACUGUUCAAACUGAUAAUGCAAGUGAUGAAUGUUUAGAGGCUGACACAUCUGGCAGUCAAGGCGACUUCAACUCCAACCUAGAUGAUUCAACUAAGGAGACAAAGGAUGGACAAAGGAAAUUCGGUUCCAACAUAUCUCAUUUAGGACAUUAUUCUCAAAUAUCAGAGAAAUCAAUGGACAAUUUUGUUUCGGUCAUAUCUUCAUUUAGAUACACCUCAAAUGGUUCUCGAGCCAGUGGGCUCCGAGCCCCUCUAAAAGAUAUUAAGAAUACCAGCACUAAUAGGUCCGCUAGUAACAUGGAUCUAAGCAAGUUUGUGUACAAGCCAACAAAGCAAAAGCAAUUAUCAGCAUGUCGUAAGGUCUAAACCUUGCAACUACACUGCCUGCGUUUGUAUAAACUGGAUUCGGCAAUUGUCAACUUGAUAUCUAUGAGUUACAAUCAACUAACAGCUCUUGCUAAAUAUACAUUUUGUAAGGAUCAGCUCUGAUUGGGAUAUCUUUUCGUUUCAUUGGCUGCCUGAAAUUUGAAGGCUUACUUAACAUUGGUUUUCUAUUUUUAUUACUCAUUUCUUAUGAUUCUUCUCCACCUUAUAUUUUUAGUCUUCUCAAUUCCCAUAUUUGAGAUGCGUUUACGGAAUAUUGAAGUUUCUCAAAGAUCAAUAAACAGUUUUAUAUGGAAUUGUUAUCUGA
Molecule: messenger RNA, 2778 nt
Organism: Solanum pennellii
Lineage: Eukaryota; Viridiplantae; Streptophyta; Magnoliopsida; Solanales; Solanaceae
Product: exonuclease 1
Exons: 16
Coding region: 198-2453 (751 amino acids)
Molecular function (GO): DNA binding; 5'-3' DNA exonuclease activity; metal ion binding
Source: RefSeq, a predicted model, not a curated record